Messenger RNA from Scutellospora calospora, 289 nucleotides. NCBI's taxonomy places the organism in Eukaryota, Fungi, Glomeromycota, Glomeromycetes, Diversisporales, Gigasporaceae. The record is from the annotation of a GenBank genome assembly.
AAUUACUCCUAGUGAAGUAUCCCUAAUUAACCAUGAGGGAGAACCUGUGAACUUAUUAUUCGCAGAAAAAAUCACGGUUAAUCCCUUAGAAGAGGCUCGGUUGUCCUUAUAUAAGGAAAAUCUAAAGAGAACUGAUGUCCCCAUCCGACCCUUUGAAGAGCUCCAAGGCGAGACUUGGGAAGAGCAAGUCCUCUCUAUUAAGGAUAAGAUGUGUAAGAACCGGUUAGAUCAGAUCUCCCUCCUUCAGUCUUAUUAUAUCUUGGAAGAACGUCUAAAUGAAAGGCUCUGA